AUAUUUACCAUUAUACCCAUCAUCAUCUUCAUAGCUGCUUCCUCCACUUUCCACCACCGGAAUCGCCAUAGCCACCUACUUGACAAAACCCACGGCCAGAAAGCACCAAACACCACCACCACCACACAGGGUAUUCCACCACCACCAGAGCAGAACAACGAAACCCACGGCCAGAAAGCACCAAACACCACCACCACCACACAGGGUAUUCCACCACCACCAAAGCAUAACAACGAAACUCAGCACCGUGAAGCACCACCAUAG
Ilex paraguariensis (yerba mate) is the source of this 264-nucleotide messenger RNA. Lineage: Eukaryota; Viridiplantae; Streptophyta; Magnoliopsida; Aquifoliales; Aquifoliaceae. The record is from the annotation of a GenBank genome assembly.